This is a messenger RNA of Hypoxylon trugodes, 2625 nucleotides long. RefSeq lists its product as uncharacterized. Lineage: Eukaryota; Fungi; Ascomycota; Sordariomycetes; Xylariales; Hypoxylaceae. The record is from RefSeq and is a predicted model, not a curated record. Bases 101 to 2476 code for a protein of 791 amino acids. The transcript is spliced from 2 exons. Gene Ontology annotation, molecular function: ATP binding; damaged DNA binding; DNA helicase activity. Gene Ontology annotation, cellular component: nucleus. Gene Ontology annotation, biological process: transcription by RNA polymerase II; nucleotide-excision repair; positive regulation of mitotic recombination.
GAGGCAGUACUCUCGAGUUUCUCGAGUUUUUAAACAAAUAACAUCAUAAAUCUGCAUCUCUCAUAUUCGCCAUAUCGCGGUCAAUUCCGCCUUAGCCAAGAUGAAGUUCUUCAUCGAGGAUCUCCCCGUACUCUUCCCCUACCCGCGCAUAUAUCCCGAGCAAUAUGCAUAUAUGUGCGAUCUCAAGAAAACGCUCGAUGCCGGCGGCCACUGCGUUCUUGAGAUGCCUUCGGGUACCGGCAAGACCGUUUCACUACUUUCGCUUAUUGUCGCCUACCAGCAACAUUAUCCCGAGCACCGAAAACUAAUCUACUGCUCGCGUACUAUGUCCGAGAUCGAGAAGGCUCUAGCAGAACUCAAGGCCCUCAUGAAGUUCCGAGCAGAUGAACUCGGUUACGUAGAAGAAUUUCGUGGGCUAGGUUUGACAAGUCGAAAGAACUUGUGCCUUCACCCGUCCGUGAAACGGGAGAAAAGUGGCGCCAUCGUGGAUGCCAGAUGCCGUAGCUUGACUGCUGGAUUUGUCAAGGAGAAGAAGGAAAAGGGUGAGAGCGUCGACACCUGCGUCUACCAUGACAAUCUCGAUCUUUUGGAGCCACAUAAUCUUGUUCCAAACGGCGUUUGGACACUGGAUGGCCUCCUACGUUACGGCGAACAACAUAAGCAGUGCCCCUACUUCACCGCAAGACGGAUGAUGCAAUAUUGUAAUGUUAUCAUCUAUUCUUACCAUUAUCUACUUGAUCCCAAGAUCGCAGAACGCGUGUCAAAGGACUUCUCAAAGGAUUGUAUCAUUGUUUUCGACGAGGCUCACAACAUAGACAAUGUCUGUAUCGAGUCCCUCAGUACUGACAUAACGGAAGAAUCCUUGCGUAAGGCAUCCGUUGGUGCUCAGAACCUAGAGAACAAGAUCAACGAGAUGAAGGAGACGGAUCGAGAGCAGCUUGAGAACGAGUACCAGAAACUGGUAGAGGGUCUUCGUGAUGCCGAGGAGGCUCGACAAGAGGACGCGUUCAUGUCAAAUCCUGUCUUACCCGAUGAUUUGCUCAAGGAAGCCGUACCUGGAAACAUUCGAAGAGCCGAACAUUUUACUUCGUUCUUGAAACGAUUCAUCGAAUACCUCAAGACUCGUAUGAAGGUUCGACAAGUAAUCUCGGAAACACCACCCUCAUUUCUAGCACAUCUCAAGGAACACACUUUCAUUGAGAAGAAGCCGCUGCGUUUCUGCGCUGAAAGACUAACCUCCCUCGUGAGGACCCUCGAGCUCACCAAUAUCGGGGAUUAUCAACCACUUCAAGAAGUGGCUACCUUCGCGACACUUGUCGCUACGUAUGAGAAGGGUUUCUUACUCAUACUCGAACCGUUCGAGACAGAUACUGCCGAAGUACCCAAUCCAGUCUUGCAUUUCACCUGUCUAGAUGCCGCAAUUGCGAUUAAACCCGUAUUCGACAGAUUCAGUUCCGUCAUCAUUACUUCAGGUACUAUCUCACCUUUGGAGAUGUACCCCAAGAUGCUGGGAUUUUCUACUGUCGUCCAAGAGUCAUACACGAUGACCCUAGCUCGAAGAUCUUUCCUGCCGAUGAUAGUAACCCGAGGAAGUGACCAGGCCACGAUUUCCACCAGUUUUACUGUUCGAAAUGAACCAAGUGUGGUCCGAAAUUAUGGUAACCUCUUAACUGAGUUCGCCAGGAUCACCCCUGAUGGCAUGGUUGUGUUUUUCCCCUCCUACCUUUACAUGGAAUCUAUUAUCAGCAUGUGGCAAGGUAUGGGUAUCCUAGAUGAAGUCUGGAAAUACAAGUUGAUCCUGGUUGAGACACCGGAUGCUCAAGAGACAUCGCUGGCGCUGGAGACAUAUCGAACGGCUUGUUGCAAUGGUAGAGGAGCGGUUCUUCUCUGUGUCGCCCGUGGAAAGGUCUCGGAAGGCAUCGAUUUCGAUCAUCAGUACGGACGAACUGUGUUGUGCAUCGGUGUCCCAUUUCAAUACACGGAAUCUCGUAUUCUAAAGGCCAGAUUAGAGUUCCUUCGAGAAACCUACCGUAUCCGAGAGAACGAUUUCUUAUCUUUCGACGCCAUGCGUCACGCCGCACAAUGCCUAGGUCGUGUGCUUCGAGGCAAAGACGAUUACGGAAUCAUGGUGUUAGCCGAUCGUCGCUUUCAAAAGAAGCGACUUCAACUACCCAAAUGGAUCAACCAGGCCAUGCAAGAGGUCGACGGAAAUCUCAGUACUGAUAUGGCCGUCAUCACCGCGAAACGAUUCUUGCGAGAUAUGGCACAGCCCUUCAAGUCCAAGGAUCAAGACGGUAUCAGCAUGUGGAGCAUGGAGGAUCUCAAAGAACACCAGCAGAAGAUGAUCGAAGACGAGAUUAGGGAACAUCAAGACGGCAAUGCGAAUGUGGCACGCAUGCAAGCUGCUCAGAGGGUGGUUGAUGAAUACGACGAUGACGACCUAGAUCACGUUAUGAUGGAUCUCGACAAUCGCUAGUGGAUGAUGGAGAAUUCGGUAAUGUUGUGAAUCUUGUGUACGAGGGUGGAAUUCAUUUGGGGAGUUUUUUUCUAGGGGUUUUAGGAUGCUAGAGAAAAGCACGUAUAGGCGCCGUUUACAUGGCAAAUUGCUUAGUUCACAGGUUUACG